Microbotryum saponariae is the source of this 2280-nucleotide messenger RNA. Lineage: Eukaryota; Fungi; Basidiomycota; Microbotryomycetes; Microbotryales; Microbotryaceae. The record is from the annotation of a GenBank genome assembly.
AUGUCCGCGUCGGCAGGCUCGGCACCGUCCUCCAACUCGACGACUGGCAAUCCCUUCGAAAACGCAUACAAUGUCAUCCUCAUCAAGUUCUGGCCUCGGCCUUCGCCUGGGUUCAAUGUUCGUCUGAUCAUACAGAUGGGUUUGUGCGGUUACGUCUUUGUUGCAACAGUCCUGUUCCUCGUCGUGUACACGAUCGUUAUACGACGCCAGGACAAGAAACUGUGGAUGUUCCGCUUCGUCCAAACCCGCUACGGCCGCUACAUCGUCCCGAGUAAGCCUUGAACAGACUGAACUCUCAUGAACAGACGGAAUUGUCAUAGUGUUGGUUGCUCAUCAUGAUCUUGUUGAUUCUUGUGCACAGAUAUGUGUAAGUCUCGAUUCUCGAAAAAGAUCGCCGGAUUGGAGAUCGUCCUCUCCAACGAAGAAAAGUCGCACCUCCUCGGCGUGCCCCCGGCCUGCUCCUAGCAUUGGUGUCAGCUUCGGGACACCACCCGCUCACAUGACCACAAUCACCUCAUCACUUGAAACACAGAUAUUGUCUCUGUACUACCCUCAAUACCCGCGGCUGGUUUGAUAGCGGGUUUGCUCGUCGAUAAUCGCCGGAUCUUUGUGUUCCGCCAUGGCCAACACGGGGCAAUGUUGUGGAAGUGAGUAGAUGCGCCAGCUUGUGGCCCCUGUCCUGAUUCCCACGAUGUCGUACGAGGCUCUGAGGGGACGUCGAAGAAGGCAGAGCGCUUCUUUCCGAACAUAGGAGAGGGCUCCACGGUACUGACACAUCGUAAAUACUAUGGGCAGAACCCUGAUCUGGGUCGUCGUGUACGCGCAAGGGUGGUUCGUCGUCUUCAGUGGCGUCACAGCCGCGCUCUUGAUCUCGAACGAGGAUAAACCCUUCUACCUCAGGCCGGCGUUCAUCAAUACGAUCUACAUCGUCGGUCCAUUUGUGGUUGUUCUAGGAAUAGCGGUGAGUGUGACAGGACCACGUCCAGGCGUGGGUACGCCGGUGGUUCAAGUGCUGAUGAUACUGUCUCUCGCGUACCGUAGAUCCCUUCCAUCCUCUGUUCCAACAGCUGGAACUACAUAAUGACCCGAGUUGACGAGACACUUCUCACACUCCGCGCUGCUUCAAUCCAAUACGCCAAAAAUGGGUUCUCCAACGUAGUCGCGAUUGACAUGACGGAUCAGUUGGAAGACGAGAUCCUCGCCAGGGCUGAGAAAUUCUUCGCGCAGUACCUUCUCAUGCUCUGUGUUUGGAGUGCGGCGACGAUCAAUCUGGUCUUUGUGAGUGUUCGGGUGAAGAAGCGGUCGAGUGUUGAAACCUUUUGCUGAUUUUUCAGUGGUUCAUUGUCCCUCCAUCAUCUCCAGGUGAGCCUCGUGGGUUGGUCCCUGGUCUUCAAGCUUCGACGCCAACGAAGGGUUGGCCAGACCUUCGCCGCACCCCGAGUACCGGCGACGGAGCAAGCCGCAGCAGUAUCGGCCGCUCAAACCAAGGGUAGCGGCAAUGGAUCCUCUACGUCCUCAACAACAAAAAAUGGGUCGAGUGUGGAGUUGGAAAUGCAAUCACCUCUUCCCCGCACCUCCACCUCCCCUAACGACCAAACCACGCGCCAUACGAACCACCAAAAUCAAACGAUCCACAAACCCUCUUCCCCCCCUACCACGUCCCAAGCAGCAAGUCAAGGCGCCUUGACCAAGCUCAUCCGUGAUCUCUUCGUCUCCUCGCUUGGAGUAACCACUUUCGCGUCCAUCUUUGUCGGCGACACGGUCAUGCUUGCCGUGCGACGCCGCGAGGUUUUCGCGAAUUGGACCCGAGCGGAAAUCGGAAUGACGUUGACGACGUGGUCUUACCUUCUUGGGACAAGCAUGUGCACGACUGCGAUUUUGAUCAAUGAGAUCUUGUUUUGGAGGGCGUUGCGUAAUGCUGGAGCGGGUUGGGGUGGAGGAGGGGACACAUCCUUCGGCUCAGGGUCCAAUAGUGGACCUUACGGCCAUGGACGACCCCUUCGUCGAGGUGGGCCUCUCCGCGGCAGUGGCUUUGGUGGCGGAGGAGGUGAAGAUGGAGCAGGGAUCGAGAACGGGAUCACGGUUGAGAUGACCAAACAGGUCCACGUAGAAUUGCCCUGUCAUUACCCUCCUUCGAACGCUUCUUCAAACCCACCGAGGCCAUGGACGCCUUUGGAGACCGAGGUGCGCAAGCAUCAGCCUCGCCAACACCCACUCGACCGCCUUGAAGCCGCCGACUCGGAGUAUGAUGAUCGCAAGUACGACUGGAGCGCAAGAUGA